This is a messenger RNA of Rhodamnia argentea, 1244 nucleotides long. Its product is annotated as photosynthetic NDH subunit of subcomplex B 2, chloroplastic. Gene Ontology annotation, biological process: carbohydrate metabolic process. The record is from RefSeq and is a predicted model, not a curated record. The transcript has 3 exons. NCBI's taxonomy places the organism in Eukaryota, Viridiplantae, Streptophyta, Magnoliopsida, Myrtales, Myrtaceae. Gene Ontology annotation, molecular function: catalytic activity; carbohydrate binding. Bases 30 to 1139 code for a protein of 369 amino acids.
UGUCGCUGCCUGUGCAGAUUAAACAGAGGAUGAGUUCAGAGAGUGUCCGUGUGUGGGUGGAAACCGCUCCUUCCCAUUUCUCAUCCUCCAUGGCUGCUUCCCUCCUCUCCUUCAAUCUCCCCAAGCCCACUCCCAUCAAGCCCUCCGCCGCCGCAACAGCCGCCGCCGCCUCUGCGCUCGACAGCCUCAACGACAGGUUCGGCCGGAAGGGGAUCAAGUUCUCGGAGUCGGACGGCAGCGUCCCCGCGGUGGAGCUCACGGUCAGGAACGGAAGCUCCCUCAAGCUCACGAUACCAGACGCCCACGUCACCUCGUACAUGCCCAAGGUGUAUUGGAAGGACGACGGGUUCGAGGAGGUUCUGUACACGGUGAAUUCGCCGAGCAGAGUCAGGGGUGGCGUCGGGUUGGUGAUCAACGAAUUGGCGGAACUAGGGUCGCAAGGGUCGCCCGUGAUUGCUUCCGAGUGGACCGUGAAGGAUGUGGACUCGGACUCCAUCGAUGCAGUCCAGGUUGAAUUGAGCUGCACCUCAGGAGCGCUUGAAAUCACUUAUGUUGUCUCACUGUAUCCUCUGAGCAUGGCCACUGCCGUGAUCGUGAAGAACAAGGGUCGGAAGGAAGUGAAGCUGAACAGCGCGAUACUUAGUCACCUCAGAUUCAAGAGACGUGGAGGGACAGCGAUUCAGGGGCUCCGUGGAUGCUCCUACUGCACGCACCCUCCUCUCUCUUCUCCUUUCGAGCUCCUUUCUCCUGCUGAGGCAAUGAAAACCGAGUCCUCUGGAUGGUUCUCCUCGGAGCCUCAAGAAAAGCCCGGCUCAUGGACUGUGCAAGACGUGCCAAUCACCAUUCUAAAGAAUAAGCUUAGUAGGGUAUAUGCGGCUCCCCCGACGGAGAGACUGAAGGCUUUCUACAACACCGCACCCUCAAAAUAUGAAACGGUGGACCAGGGACGCGAGCUGUUCUUCAGGAUGAUCAGGAUGGGUUUCCAAGACAUAUACGUAGCAAGUCCAGGCUCUUUCUCGGAGAAGUUUGGGAAGGACUAUUUCAUCUGCACCGGACCUGCCUCGAUGCUGGUGCCAGUGGUCAUGAAACCCGGCGAAGACUGGAGAGGAGCACAGGUGAUCGAGCACGAUAACUUAUAACUGUAUAACUGCACCUAAUCAAUGGCCAUCAUUCAUUUUGUAUUCAGCCUAGCUACAGGAAUUUGACGAAAAUACAUAAUGGUAAAAGACUAUCACUUCGAUUUU